AUGCUAUGGCAGGAGGUCAUUGACUUUCUUGAAUCCGACGCAUCAGUCGAGUCGCCGAGCCAAGCACUGAUGGCUGACAAGCAUUGGUGGGCGCACGAAUACAGCCAAGAGGUUCCAAGGGAAGUGACUGGACUGCACUUAGUGGCAUACUUUGGACUACGGCAGGACCGCACUAUCAUUGUCGAGCUGCUUCUUGAUACGGGAAAAGUCAACGCCGAUGCUCAAAAUCAGUGGGGCCUGACACCGCUCUCCUGGGCCACUAAGCAAGGACAUGAAGCUAUCGUCAAGCUGCUUCUCGAUACGGACACAGUCGACGUCAAUACUGAAGAUUGGAGUGGCCAGUCACCGCUCUUGUGGGCCGCUCAGGAAGGACAUGAGGGUAUUGUCAAGCUGCUUCUCGAUACGGGAAAAGUCGACCUUGACGCUAGUGGCCAAAGUGGCCAGACAUAA
Messenger RNA from Ilyonectria robusta, 450 nucleotides. RefSeq names its product ankyrin repeat-containing domain protein. The transcript has 2 exons. Bases 1 to 450 code for a protein of 149 amino acids. Gene Ontology annotation, molecular function: protein binding. The record is from RefSeq and is a predicted model, not a curated record. NCBI's taxonomy places the organism in Eukaryota, Fungi, Ascomycota, Sordariomycetes, Hypocreales, Nectriaceae.